Molecule: messenger RNA, 2407 nt
Organism: Manis pentadactyla (Chinese pangolin)
Lineage: Eukaryota; Metazoa; Chordata; Mammalia; Pholidota; Manidae
Product: zinc finger protein 383-like
Exons: 7
Coding region: 620-2032 (470 amino acids)
Biological process (GO): regulation of transcription by RNA polymerase II
Molecular function (GO): DNA-binding transcription factor activity, RNA polymerase II-specific; RNA polymerase II cis-regulatory region sequence-specific DNA binding
Source: RefSeq, a predicted model, not a curated record
GUGUCGUCCGCCGGGACUGGUGGGGAAGUGUCCCGGGAUUUGGCGGGGUCCGGGCGCCGCACGUGGGCCGAGUGUGGAGGCGAGCGGCCGCCAACUUGGUUCUGAUGUUUGACCAUGGAGAUGUGAGCUGAGCCUUCCUGAGCCUUCCUACCGAAGACCGGGGAACAUGGCUCCUUGGAAUUGGCACGGCCCAUGGAGGAAGCUUGUCUACAGGACGUGGGGCCUGCACCUGUGUGGGAGCCUCACCCCGAGACUGCAUGUUCAUCUCGAAGAUUCCUGGCUGCGAUUCGGAGAGGGAAGCGAGGAUGUCGGCUUGGCCCACCUGGUGCACUAGCAGGAAAACCGGAGGUCGGGGCGCCGUCUUACCCCACGGAUUCGGCUCCAAACUACAUUUCCCAGGAGCCCCCGGGGGACCUGGGCUGCCUUUUCACUUGCCUGCGGCGCGCUCGGACUCCGGAGAAGAGGAAGUGCAAGGUGAGCGACCUAGGUCCUGGGGUCUCGACUUGAUUGUUCCGGCUCGUCCCUGGGGUUCUACAGGAACUGUCCGACCUUGUCUGGAGUCUCCGCCCUGUGAAAACAGCCCCAAAGAGGACUGACCUCUCCUGCAAUAGUGAAAGCCAUGGCCCAGGGAUCAGUGGUGUUCAGUGAUGUGUCCGUAGACUUCUCUCAGGAGGAGUGGGAGGGCCUGGCACCUGCUCACAGGGACUUGUACAGGGAAGUGAUGCUGGAGAACUACAGCAACCUGGUGUCCGUGGGGCUUAACAUUCCUAAGCCUCAAGUUAUCUCCUUAUUGGAACAAGGGAAAGAGCCCUGGGUCGUUGGCAGAGAGCUGAUGAGAGGACUGUGUUCAGAUCUGGAAUCAGUGUAUGAAACCAAGUUAUUAUCUCUAAAGAAGAAAGUUAAUGGAAGAGAAUCAUGCCAGAGGGAGUUAAUGGGACUUACAAAGCAUGGUCUUGAGUACUCCAACUUUAGAGAUGUGUUGGAAUCCAGAAGCCACUUUGAAAGACAACUGGGGUAUGAAAAUGGGCAUAUCAUCCAAGAAGUACUCACUCAUGAAAUACCCACAUUUAUUCAACAGACAUUCUGUACACCUCAUCAGAUAACUGUAAAUGAAGAAAAACCCUAUGAAUGCAAGAAAUGUGGAAAGGUCUUUAGUCAGAAUUCACAAUUUAUUCAACAUCAGAGAAUUCAUAUUGGUGAAAAAUCUUAUGAAUAUAAGGAGUGUGGGAAAUUUUUUAGUUGUGGCUCACAUGUUACUCGACGUCUGGUGAAUAAGCCCUUUGAAUGUAAGGAUUGUGGAAAGGCCUUCAGUUACAACUCACACCUUUCUCAACAUCAGAGAAUGCAUACUGGUAAGAAACCCUAUGAAUGUAAGGAAUGUGGGAAGGCCUUUAGGUACUACUCAAAUCUUAUGGACCAUCAGAGAAUUCACUCUGGUGAAAAACCCUAUGAAUGUAAAGUGUGUGGGAAAGCCUUUACUAAGAGCUCACAACAUUUCCUACAUGUGCGAGUUCAUACAGGUGAAAAGCCAUAUGAAUGUAAGGAAUGUGGCAGAGCUUUUACUGAGAGCUCAAAGCUUGUUCAGCAUCAGAGAAUUCAUACUGGUGAGAAACCCUAUGUGUGCAAGGAAUGUGGCAAAGCCUUUAGUUAUGCCUCAGCACUUACUAAUCAUCAGAGAAUUCACACUGGGGAGAAACCCUAUGAUUGUAAGGAAUGUGGGAAGGCUUUUACUCAGAGUUCACAACUUCUUCAUCAUCAGAGAAUUCAUGCUGGUGAGAAACCCUUUGAAUGUCUUCAAUGUGGGAAGGCCUUCACUCAGAACUCCCAACUUCUUCAACAUCAGAGAAUUCAUACAGAUGAAAAGCCAUAUGAAUGUAGUGAAUGUGGAAAGGCCUUUAAUAAAUGCUCAAACCUUACUCGACAUCUGCGAAUUCAUACUGGUGAAAAGCUCUAUAACUGUAGAGAAUGUGGAAAGGCAUUUAGUAGUGGUUCGAAUCUCAUUCGUCACCAGGGAAUUCAUACUGAUGAAUAGUAAAGUUUAAAGCUCUUGUCAUCUUUCUAAUAUUUUAAACAAAAAAAAUUGAUGUUACCUUCUUUCACUAUUUUUUGCUUACAGAUAUAAAUUGACAUUUGCCUGUUCCACCCACUCCCAAACCUUGUACUAAUGGCAGUUGUUGAAAUAACUAUCUUCUCUGUUACUUUGGUCUGUCUUCUUGGUGAUAUGUCAUAUUCUUGUUUAUAUCUUUGCUUGUGUUUCGGGGCUGUCUUUUCUUUGAUCUCUGUAUUUGUGCUUACACCACCUUCACUCUGUUUAAAUUGUGUGACCUUGUAAUUUUUAAAUCUUUGUAGAAAUUAUAACUUUGUUUUUGAAGUUAGUGUUAAUCUUUUGUUUCAUUUUGCAAACAUA